Nannizzia gypsea CBS 118893 is the source of this 741-nucleotide messenger RNA. RefSeq names its product dolichyldiphosphatase. Lineage: Eukaryota; Fungi; Ascomycota; Eurotiomycetes; Onygenales; Arthrodermataceae. Gene Ontology annotation, molecular function: dolichyldiphosphatase activity. Gene Ontology annotation, cellular component: endoplasmic reticulum membrane; intracellular membrane-bounded organelle. The transcript is spliced from 3 exons. The coding region runs from base 1 to 741 and encodes 246 amino acids. The record is from RefSeq and is a predicted model, not a curated record. Gene Ontology annotation, biological process: protein N-linked glycosylation; lipid biosynthetic process.
AUGGUUGAAGACUAUAUCCCUGUGGCAUCUCUGUCACUGACACACGUCAACUAUAACCCGGAAGACCCUCUCUCCUACCUCUGCGCCUUUCUUGCACUUGUUCCGCAGGCCCUAAUAAUCUCAUAUGUAUCACUAUGCUGGGCCACACGGGAAGCAGAAAUCAUCUUUAUGCUUGCUGGCCAGCUAUCAUGUGAAGUUCUGAAUUUUGGAUUGAAGAGGGUGAUUAAACAAGAGAGACCGAACCAAAUGAAUGGAAAGGGAUAUGGGAUGCCAUCAUCUCAUUCUCAAUUUAUGGGAUAUUUCGCCAUAUUCUUCACCCUCUUCUUGCUUGUCCGACACACCCCUUCCUCGUCAAUUCGGUCUGGCUACAUUAGCAUGGUGGAACGUGUUGGCCUAUCCGCGCUGGCCUGUGCGGGUGCUCUGGCCGUUGCUCUGAGUCGUAUAUAUCUAAACUAUCAUACUCUAGAACAAGUGAUGGCUGGAACUGCCAUCGGAGUGGUUUAUGGAUUUACCUGGUUUGGAAUCGGAAGCUUUUUGCGGAAAAGCGGCUGGCUAGGAUGGGGCUUAGGUCUGCCGCCGGUUAGAUACCUGAGAAUUCGGGACCUUCUCCCCCAUGAAGACCUAGCCGAGAGUGGCUGGCAGCGCUGGGAAAACAUGCAACAGGAAUCCAAAACUAGAGACAAAAAAGAGUCUACUAGGAACUCAGCAAAACAGCGUAGCAAAACAUCUCACAUAGAAUGA